AUGGACUGGGACGACGAAGCACCGCCUGAUCUAGUCGGCACGGGGACUGAACAGGAGUCAGAAGAGAAACCGGUCAAAGUCCCCAUAACAAUAGUAACAGGAUAUCUUGGGGCCGGAAAGACUACGCUCCUGAACUAUAUCCUCACUGCCGAGCACGGCAAGAAAAUUGCUGUCAUUAUGAAUGAGUUUGGUGACUCUCUGGAUAUCGAGAAGUCCUUGACCAUCAACAAAGACGGUGAGUCAGUCGAGGAGUGGAUGGAAGUGGGCAAUGGAUGCAUCUGUUGCUCCGUCAAAGAUACCGGCGUGGCUGCCAUCGAGUCACUGAUGGUGAAGAAGGGCAAGUUCGACUACAUUCUCCUCGAGACAACAGGACUCGCAGACCCGGGGAAUAUUGCGCCCAUGUUCUGGAUGGACGAUGGGCUCGGCAGUACCAUUUAUCUGGACGGCAUCGUGACCCUCGUCGACGCCAAGAACAUACUGCGAAGUCUCGAUGAUCCCGCCGGAAAAGUUCAAGGCCACGAAGAGAGCGACGACGACUACGGAUCCGUCAUGACAACCGCUCAUGUGCAAAUCUCCCAUGCCGAUGUCAUCGUCAUCAACAAGUCCGAUUUGGUCAGCGAGCAGGAGCUGCAAGCUGUGAGAACGAGGAUUGAGUCCAUCAAUGGGCUGGCCAAGAUCUUUGUCACGUCGCGGAGUGUGGUGCCGCAGCUGGAGGGGUUUCUGUUGGACCUCCAUGCGUACGACAGGGCAGAGGAGUUAGACCGCCCAGGACUCGGCCACAGCCAUCUCGACAAAACUGUAUCGACGAUAUCUAUUCCUCUCCCCGAGCUGACUGAGAAGCAACAGUCGGCGGUAGAUGCCUGGUUGCGGUCGGUGCUGUGGGAAAACACCCUCCCGGGCCACAAACCAACAGAUGGGCCGGCCUACGAUAUCCACCGGCUAAAGGGCCGCUUUUUCAUUCGUGAUGGACGCGAGAAGAUCAUUCAAGGGGUCAGGGAGAUCUUUGACAUUUUCGACAGCCCUGCCCAGCAGCCAGAUGUAAAUGGUUCGCGGGCAGGGCCAGUACCACAGUCGCUCCGCAGCAUGCAGGGGGGGUUCGGAGGCCAACAACAACCGCAACAACAAUCUGGCCGCGCCGUGUCGAAUAGGUUACCGAACGGAAAGAUAGGUCCGGUAGGCAACGCGGCAGGAUGGGGGUUCGGCGGCAUGCCCAUGGGUGGAAGCACAAGUGUUCCGCCCGGUGCGGCAAGGCAAAUAGGAGGAGGGAAUGUCAGCUUUGCGCAGAGCUUGACCGGGUCGCAGCCGGCAACGCCGCUGGAUUUAUCCGAAUUUCCGUCUCUCUCGAAUACGUCCCAGCUCAAUUCAGCCAAUUCGUCCUCAAUGUGGUCAGCGCAAGGGCCCCGUACCAUUGGCGGGGGUUUGCACCGAGGGCCAGGGACUCCCCUAUCAUCACAAACGAAUCAGCAAGACGACCUCUUUUCUUCGCGCCUGUCGUCGGCCCAGGGGACUUUUAGGUUCGGCAACCAAGGGAGCGCAUCCCAGGCGUCCCAGGGGCAGGCGGGUGUGUCCGACGAGAAUUUUCCCCCGCUAAACCGCAGCGCAAACGGUGACCUUGGCGGGCAGGACAGGGGAGCCAAUUUGAUGUCGAGCUUGGGCUUUGGCGCUCAUGGUUCGGCCCCUGGGUCCGCCAUGCACGCGAACCGGGCAGGUAAUGGCUUGCUGAGUGCACUAUCAGCGACGUCACGCACCAUAGACGCUCGCUCGCCGACAGCGAUAGCGCGGCCUCAGGACGCUAGAAGUCCGGUUGGCGAAGACGAGGCGCGCCAGAAACAGGCUGGUUACCGCGAGGAUUCGGCAGACGCGGCGGGCGGAAGGAAUCCUCUCGGCGCAAUCGGCAACGACGCCCCAUCCAGCAAGGGCAAAGAGGAAGAGAAGGCAACGACCAGAGAGGUGCAAGACCCCCUUGCAGGCAUGGCGCCCAUCGAUAAAUGGGGUUUGAAGGGGCUCCGGACUUUGAUGAACAACUUCCCUGACUACAAUGCGUUGACGUGUGGGAUCGACCCAGCAACGCUGGGAGUGGAUAUGCGUUCGACAGACUUGUUGUCAACCAAGGUCUAUUCGCUCUUCGACGACGUCCCCCCGCGGUCACCAGUCCCAAAAUUCCGACUCCCCGAUUGCUAUCAAGUCAAAAACGUGCAGCCAAUCGAGGCCAAGAUCUCAAGUUUCAACGAGGAAACUCUGAUGUGGAUCUUCUACAGUUGCCCGCGGGACAUCAAGCAGCAGAUGGCAGCAAUUGAGCUUAACAACCGCAAUUGGAGGUGGCACAAGAAGAUGCAGAUGUGGCUGACCAAGGACGACGUCAUGGUUCCUCAGUCUUUGGGGCCAACGCACGAGCGCGGCUACUAUGUGGUCUGGGACACUGUCAACUGGCGCAAGGAGCGGCGGGAACUGAUGCUGCAUUAUGCGGAUCUUGAUACGACUCCCACGGUUCAGCUCCAGAGCCUAGGGGCCUGA
Molecule: messenger RNA, 2514 nt
Organism: Parathielavia appendiculata
Lineage: Eukaryota; Fungi; Ascomycota; Sordariomycetes; Sordariales; Chaetomiaceae
Product: cobW-domain-containing protein
Exons: 11
Coding region: 1-2514 (837 amino acids)
Biological process (GO): regulation of DNA-templated transcription
Cellular component (GO): cytoplasm
Source: RefSeq, a predicted model, not a curated record